Schizophyllum commune H4-8 is the source of this 507-nucleotide messenger RNA. RefSeq lists its product as uncharacterized. Lineage: Eukaryota; Fungi; Basidiomycota; Agaricomycetes; Agaricales; Schizophyllaceae. The transcript has a single exon. The annotation marks the transcript as partial. The record is from RefSeq and is a predicted model, not a curated record.
GAGGUAGCAAAAAAAUCGUAUAUUGAUACUAUCUACUACGCAACACUACGCUACAUCGUGCUACGUUAUAUCAUACUACACUCUGUCGUGGUGUACAUGAUCAUCCCAGAGACGGCCGGAAGUGGUGGGGCAGAGAGCACGAGGGGCAUGGCAGCACAACUUGGAAGGGGAAGGGGUUCUGUCGCUAGUGCUCAUGUCGCAUGCGUAGCAACGAUGGGGGAAGGCGGUGUGGGGGUCCUGUGCGUGCUUCCGUAGCCAAGGCUAUACUAUCCGUUCGCGUCAGCGCGGCGUGUGCGAGUGUGCGCUUCAUUACAUACCACAAAAUACCUCCUUCAGGACCCCCCAUGUAUCUGGGAGGAUAUGAGCAAGCGAGUCCAGACUGACGACGCGCAACUUACCUACACAACGUGCGGGCGCGGGCGAAGCUACAGUAUUGUCUGGCAUUGGUGAGCCGGACCAAUCAGGCAAGUGGUACGUACCAGCAGGAGGGCCGAAAGCGCAAGGGAG